Molecule: messenger RNA, 1009 nt
Organism: Andrographis paniculata
Lineage: Eukaryota; Viridiplantae; Streptophyta; Magnoliopsida; Lamiales; Acanthaceae
Exons: 5
Coding region: 16-282 (88 amino acids)
Source: RefSeq, a predicted model, not a curated record
GCAUUAUAAUAAUGCAUGCAAUGGAAGAUUAGCACGAAAGAAAGAAGAAUUAUUGGCUCAUCAGGCUCCGGCAGGCGAAUUACAAUGGCAUCUCCAUCCACUCCUUCCAAGCGCCUCCUCCUAUUCGACCGUCGAUAUGGUUGGGUCCUGGAUGAAUGGAAAGAACCAUCCCAAGAAGCCUUAUCCGGCGGCCGCGGAAUGUUCUGCGUUAUCCCUCUAGCAAAUGCAACUCUUAAGAAGGCCUCUGAAUUGUUUGUUUUAGUGGCUAGAGUGAAGCUGUGAUUGGCGUAGGGAUGGGGGAAUUGCUCUAUUAAUUUAGUCCAUCACUCAGGCAGUCAGACUCUGCUCCAGAUUUCCUCUUCCUUCUUAUUUUUUAUUAUUUUUUUUCUUCAUAUUUUAUUGAUUGUACCAUAUAAACUUGCUUAUGAUGUGUCUAAGCAGAGGGAGGGGAUGUAUGCUUCAUAAGUAAUCAAGAGUGUGUGUUUUGGCCCCGCUCUCAUGGCAAGAUUCUUGUAGCUGGAAGUUGAUUAAUGUCUGACAUCUCUCUCUCUCUCUGCUCCUUGUAAGAUGCAUUACGUUGCGAGUUCCACAAUGAAUGCUGUUGAGGCUGCUCCUCCCAAUUUCACACGGAUUCGUGAAGCUUGAUGCUUCUCUGAGUGAUGAGAUGAAGAGGAGAGGAUGGGAGGAAUGGAUCAAGAUAUAUGCAGUGGAAGUCAUGUGGAUGCUUGCCAUUUUCACCUCCCCAUCAACUCGAUUCGUUGUUACAGAAUUUCAUAACUUCCGUAAAGGCGAUAAGCCAACUUCAACUAGAUGGGAGUCUCGCUAUUUUGGUUGAAAUUCUUUCCUGACAGAAUGAUCUUCUUCAGCCUUUACAUCUGUAGCCAUUGGAUCUAUUGAUCAAAGAACUUUCUUUUGUUCCAGGUGAUGCUCAUGUAUCGAUUCCAGUUGGUUACUGGGUAGAUUCUUGCUUAGAGUAUAUACUAGUAUAUUGGAUUGAUUUUGUUGUGUU